AUCGAUGAGGAGAACCGGAGAAGUUUCAUGGAAACCAAGCCAUCCAAAGCAAUAUAUGUAACUUAUUUUGUAACCAAUCUGUAUCUAGUUCUCUGCAAUUGAUUGAUAUAAAAAAAAAAAAAAUUGGCAACUGAAUUCAGAUGCCGUUGCGGUCUGGAAAAAUCAACUCUAGUGGAGUGACGGCUACUGCAAAAUAUUACAACUCAGAGUCAGAGGAGGGGCCUUUAAUUAUCAUUCCAGAAACUCUGGUCUUUGGCUCAGAAUUAUACACUUGAGUCCUGAAACCCAAAAUGGCGAGGUCCUCUGCCCUAAACCGCGCCAAUCCUUACCUUAGAAAAUACAGAAAGUGGCCAUUAUCACCCUACAAAGCCAAAUGGCACCAAACUUUCAAUCAACAGCAAGCCAUGCAAAACCUUAAGCAAUCUUUAACAAUGCCACCACCAUUACAGCAAAAACCAAACGAACCCCAUAUCCUCUCUUCUCUUAUACACUCCUUUAACAUCUAUAAUUGUGAGCCAACUCCAGAAGCCUACCACUUUAUCAUCAAAACCCUAGCAGAAACGUCACAGUUUUGUCAGCUUCUCUCUGUUCUUGAUCACCUUGAACGGAAUGAAAAAUUCGAGACACCUGAGCAUAUUCUCGCUGAUCUUAUUAAACUUUAUGCGGAUGCUAAUAAAAUUCACGAUUCUAUUGAUCUAUUUAACAGGAUUUCCAAGUUCAGGUGUGUCCCUUCUGUAUACUCACUCAAUACUCUGCUAUCUGUUCUUUGUAGAAAUAAAGAAUGGAUUAAAAUGGUGCCUCAAAUUUUUCUGAAGAGUCAGCGUAUGAACAUUAGAAUCGAAGAAUCUUGUUUUCGGGUAUUGAUUCGUGCUCUUUGUAGAAUAAAUAGAGUUGGUUAUGCCGUUGAGAUGUUGAAUGGUAUGAUGAACGAUGGGCUCAGUGUUAAUUCAAGAACUUUCUCUUUAAUAUUGGCAUCAGUUUGUGAAGAAAAAUAUUUAUCAAGUGUCCAAGUUUUACGCUUUCUAGAAGAAAUUAGAAAGUUAGGGUUUUGUCCUGGUAUGGUUGAUUAUACUAAUGUGAUUAGGUGUUUGGUGAAGAAAGAAAAGUAUUUAGAGGCUUUGAAUGUUUUGAAUAAGAUGAAGUUAGAUGGUAUUAAGCCUGAUAUCGUUUGUUAUGGUAUGGUUAUGAGUGGGUUUGUUGCAGAUGAAGAUUUUGAGAAAGCAGAGAAGCUGUUUGAUGAAUUGCUCGUGUUGGGUUUGGUUCCUGAUGUUUAUACCUACAAUGCGUACAUAAAUUGUCUAUGUAAGAAAAAUAAUGUUGAAGCUGGAAUUAAGAUGGUUGCUUGUAUGGAGGAGUUGGGGUGCAAGCCUAAUGUGAGUACUUAUAAUACAUUGCUGCAGGAGUUGUGUAAGGUCGGGGAGAUCGAGAGGUCAAAGGAGCUUGUGAGGGAGAUGGGAUUCAAAGGCAUUGCGAUAAAUUUGCAGACAUAUAGUAUUAUGAUUGAUGGUUUUGUCAGUAGAGGUGAAGUUAUCGAAGCUUGUGAUCUGUUGGAGGAAGUAUUGGAUAAGAAUUUUUGCCCGCCAAGCUUAAUGUUUGAGGAGGCAAUUUGUGGGUUGUGGCAUAGAGGUUUUGUUGCUAGAGCUCUUGAAUUGCUUAAAAAAAUGGGCGGCAAGAAUGUGUCUCCAGGGGCUAGAGUUUGGAAAGCUCUUCUUCUUAGCUCUGGGUUCGAACUUGAUUUUUCAAAUACCUCUCUGAUUGGUUUGGUGGAUUAACUUAUCUGUUAACUUUAAGAAUGAUACUUUGAUCACCAACUUAGUUACUGUUGGUGGUCUGCAAUAUUUGCUGUUAAUAAUGUAUAUGUCUCUUUUCCCUGUAAACUAACUAAUAAAGAGCUGAAGAUCUUUUUUGUUGGCUUAUCA
Messenger RNA from Mangifera indica (mango), 1919 nucleotides. RefSeq names its product pentatricopeptide repeat-containing protein At2g38420, mitochondrial. Gene Ontology annotation, molecular function: protein binding. NCBI's taxonomy places the organism in Eukaryota, Viridiplantae, Streptophyta, Magnoliopsida, Sapindales, Anacardiaceae. The transcript has a single exon. The record is from RefSeq and is a predicted model, not a curated record. Bases 291 to 1772 code for a protein of 493 amino acids.